This is a messenger RNA of Copidosoma floridanum, 1279 nucleotides long. Its product is annotated as chymotrypsin-1-like. Gene Ontology annotation, biological process: proteolysis. NCBI's taxonomy places the organism in Eukaryota, Metazoa, Arthropoda, Insecta, Hymenoptera, Encyrtidae. The record is from RefSeq and is a predicted model, not a curated record. Gene Ontology annotation, molecular function: serine-type endopeptidase activity.
AUUCAGUUGUACAGUGAUUUUGAGCCACGAACAGUUCUAGAAUGAAGUUAAUACUAAUCACAGCUGUUGUCCUACUUAUAAAAACAGAAGUUGAGGCGGUUUGUCACUGCAAUGAUCAAAAAUUCAUCGUCUCCAUCCAAAAAAACUCGGCCGAUGGAAAAGGACCGCAACACAUAUGCGGGGCUGCUAUAAUUGACAAGUUCCACGUAAUCACCGCUGCCCACUGCGUCUACGGUCUCGGCAAUGGAGCUCAGCUGCGCAUACGCACCGACCAAAGAGACGCAGAAACCAAUUCGGCCAGCGGCGGUACCAUGAAUACAAUCACCUACUAUGACGUUGCCGAGCUCAUGUGCCACCCAAGUUACGAUGAUUCAAACGGCAGCUCUCAUUUGAACGACAUUGCUAUAUUAAAGGUCAAUGGAGGGUUCGACCUGGACAAGAGUGACGCAUACAUGAAGGUUGAUUUACCAAACAGCAAGACGGAAAUAGAUUACAGCACUGCGCUGUACAGCGGUUUUUUGGUGAAAAAUUUCAGUGACCAUAGUGUAGGUGUCAACAAUCACAGUAGAGGUUUCGACGAUGCCAACGACUACGUUUAUCAAGAUACCAGAGUAUGGCCCCUCGAAUGGUACGAAAAGAUUACACCCAAAGUGACCGACGCACACAUUGUCACAAACUUUGAAACUGAUAUCGGUGUUGAGUGGAUCGGUAACGAUGGAGGGCCUCUUGUUUUCCACAAGCAUCAUUACAAUCAAACCGGUUAUUACACCACCACAAACACCAUCAUCGGCAUUCGUAUCGAGCCCAAACUCUACUCCAAAGAGACCCUCGCGUUGUUCACCAGAGUCUCAUCUCACUUGCAGUUCAUCGAAAAAGUUUUGUCCGCCUACUAAUCGCAUGUUAUUUUACAUUCGAAGACAACGCUGUUCUAGAGGUUUGAAGGUCCAAUUUCUGGUGAAUUUCAUUGGAUUCAUUCAGUGCCAUUCGACAACCAGCUGCUUCAGGAAAAGAUUUAUUUUAUUAACGGUUUUUCUUUGCUUCACAGCAGUAAGACUCCGAAAAAUUUCAUCACGGUUACUUACUGCUUAACAAUAAAAAUCUACCAAAAGCUAUAAAAAACUUUCGGACAUUGAAAUGUAAAUUGAAGCUUAUAAAGUCACAAAAAUUAAAAAGUAAUAUUAAUUUUUUGAUUAUGCUAUAAUGUAAAACGUGUACGUAUGCAAUAAGAUGAUGCACGACCUGUAAUUUGUAUUAAUUAAUUAUAAUAUUCUUGGAAAAA